Molecule: messenger RNA, 324 nt
Organism: Prorocentrum cordatum
Lineage: Eukaryota; Dinophyceae; Prorocentrales; Prorocentraceae
Source: the annotation of a GenBank genome assembly
AUGUGCAAGCUCCUGGUUCUUAGAGCUCUCGAUCCUUCGAUCCUCGAGGAGUUGUGUCCUCACUGGACGACCCGACCGGUGGUGGUUGUCUCCCAGAGGCUCCCCCGUGGGGGAGGGCGGCCCAGAGAGAUUUUCCUCGGCACACCCGGCGGUCGACCGCGUGCCCGCAGAUCGGGGGGAGGCGGCGUGGCGGGGGAGGAGGAGGAGGAGGAGCUGUUUGUUCGUUUGUUUUUGGACACGGCGGUGAACGACAUCCGUCCCGCGACCAUUUUUCACGUGUUGGCGACCUCGCUCGUGCGCUUUGUCGGUGCCCACGCACACUGA